Molecule: messenger RNA, 1233 nt
Organism: Pelecanus crispus (Dalmatian pelican)
Lineage: Eukaryota; Metazoa; Chordata; Aves; Pelecaniformes; Pelecanidae
Source: RefSeq, a predicted model, not a curated record
AUGUACGUUGGCUCCCUUGGAGGGUACCGUGGCAGCCAGCCAGGCAAACUGCUGGAUCUGGUCAAAGGGCUGCAGCAGGAGCUGAACCGGCUAUACACACUUUUCUGCUCCCGGAAUCCAGAGUUUGAGGAGAAAGGAGGGAAGGUCUCGAUUGUGUCCCACUCGCUGGGCUGUGUCAUCACCUACGACAUCAUGACUGGCUGGAACCCCGUCAGGCUUUACGAACAGUUGCUGCAGAAGGAGGAGGAGGAGGAGCUUGAGGACCGUUGGAUGAGCUAUGAGGAGCAACAUUUACUUGAAGAACUUUACAUAACUAAACAACGGUUGAGAGAGAUAGAAGAGAGGUUACAUGGGUUAAAGGCAUCCACCAUAUCAAAACCACCUGUCUUAAAAUUUAAGGUUGAGAAUUUCUUCUGUAUGGGAUCUCCAUUAGCAGUGUUUUUGGCAUUGCGUGGCAUCCGUCCGGGAAACAGCGGUAGUCAAGAUCAUAUUCUGCCCAGAACAAUUUGUAACCGCUUACUAAAUAUUUUUCAUCCAACAGAUCCAGUGGCCUAUAGAUUAGAACCUUUAAUUCUGAAACACUACAGCAACAUUUCGCCUGUCCAGAUCCACUGGUACAACACUGCAAACCCUCUACCUUAUGAGCACAUGAAGCCAAGUUUUCUCAACCCAACAAAAGAACCUACCUCAGUUACUGACAGCGAAAGUGUUUCAACUGUACCGAGCCCAACUACUUCACCAGUCAUGGUUCGACGCCACUACGGGGAGUCUAUAACAAACAUAGGCAAAGCGAGUAUAUUAGGAGCUGCGAGUAUUGGGAAGGGCCUCGGCGGGAUGCUUUUUUCGAGAUUUGGGCGAUCUAGUACAACCACGCCACAGACGCUGGAGACGGGAAAAGAUGGAGCCGAGGGGGACGACAAGAAGGCCCCAGCUGUUGGGACGCCGCCUUUCCCGCACAGCAGCUCGAGCUUUCUCGAACCCACAGUGGAACUGGAGCACAGGAUUGAUUUCGAGCUCAGGGAAGGUCUCGUGGAGAGCAGAUACUGGUCGGCGGUCACGUCACACACUGCCUAUUGGUCAUCUCUGGAUAUUGCUCUUUUCCUUCUAACCUUCAUGUGCAAACACGACCAAGAAGAUACUGACAAGUCCAAUUUAGACACUAUUUGAAUUUUUGACUGGGGAUGGGGCGGGAUGGGAAAGGAAAUUUUAAAACGAAUGGCACAAAACUGAUGU